Schistocerca cancellata (South American locust) is the source of this 662-nucleotide messenger RNA. RefSeq lists its product as uncharacterized. The transcript is spliced from 5 exons. The coding region runs from base 66 to 539 and encodes 157 amino acids. NCBI's taxonomy places the organism in Eukaryota, Metazoa, Arthropoda, Insecta, Orthoptera, Acrididae. The record is from RefSeq and is a predicted model, not a curated record.
UCGCCGUGGAAACUUUCUUAAACAGUGGUCUGAACUACGCAGUCAGUAGUUCGCUAUCCGUCGCGAUGGCACUCAGGCUGUGCUGGUUGCUACUUCUCGUCGUUUGCUGCGGUGUCACCAACGCUUCAGAUGACGAGGUCCAGGUGUGCAAAGGUCACUGUCAUUCAGUCACCAUGGCGCUGAUACCGGAUCUCUCCGACAACUCAACAGAUACGGACGAGUCAGCAGAAAGCAGACAUGGAAAUAGCAAAGCGGUUGUCCUACAUACUCCUAGCAACAGAGACCUCCUGUUGGGUCUGGAUGUCCACACUUUUUGCACAGUCCUUUGCCGGCGAAUGGAUGAAGACGAGCUAACGCUGAUGCCCUGCGUUCCUGAGGAGGGAUACAAUGGCGAUUCAGACGACGACUCCGAGUCAGGAAGCGAGCAGGAGGAUCGCCUGCGGAGGCGGCAGCUGGUAAGGAGGCGGAAGAUGGCGGCGGGAAGGCGUGGGCAGCACUCCAAGGCGGCCAGGGCUGCUCGUCGACGUCGUACUCGCUGACGGCACCGAUAACCUGAGCUCACGCACAUUUCCCUUGUAGAUGAACGCACACUUUGUGUCAUAAGGAGUUUAAAAAUAUGCAUUAACCUGCAAUAAAAUUUAGACUGUUGAGUACACUGAACC